This is a messenger RNA of Trichomonas vaginalis G3, 408 nucleotides long. RefSeq lists its product as uncharacterized. The transcript has a single exon. The coding region runs from base 1 to 408 and encodes 135 amino acids. The record is from RefSeq and is a predicted model, not a curated record. NCBI's taxonomy places the organism in Eukaryota, Parabasalia, Trichomonadida, Trichomonadidae.
AUGAAAAACAACCCCGACUUAGAGAAAGACUAUAUAUUUAAUAGUUUAGUCAAAAGAGACAAACAAGAAAGAAUGCCAGGCUUCAAACUUAAGAAAGGUGACAAAGUAAAAAUAGAAAUACCUAAACGCGACCCAUAUGAAAAUACUAUUGACUAUGACAACAAUGGGAACUCGACAGGUACUCGCAUUCGUGUUCGUAAAAAUAGAAGAAAGUAUACAAGAGAAUAUUAUGAAGUUUUAGGCAAACAUGGCAAAAUGUACAAACUGCAAGCAGAAGAUAAAACUACUAUUGUCAGACCUCGUUUCAAACUUGUUAAGGUUCAAGGUGGUAUACUUUCAAAGACAGUUCCUAACAAAUAUAAGACAACUCCAGACGAAUAUGCUAAAGAAGUUGAAAAUGACGACUAA